GUGUGUGUGUGUGUGUGUGUGUGUGUGUGUGUGUAUGUAUGUGUGCGCGUGCUUCCUGUCCAUGCAUGUACUUUGAUAUAUUUCAAACUUUAAAUAAUUAAUUAAAAAUUAAUUAUAAACUAACAAACAAAAAUAAAUGCACUACAAUCAUCUACAAACAAAAUACAAUUAAUUUCACACUUAAUAAUUAUUUAAAAAAAGUGUUAGUCGACGGCUAAUAUCAUACGAAUCAAAGAGAGCUCUAUGCUACGUGCGAGCAGGAGAGAACGCAAGGGGCACGAAAUAGAGAAUACAUGCCGUUUCACGCAUUGAGUGCAUAGAUCGCCUGAAAAUAUCUAUAAUUCACGUGACUUAUAUUACAGAUUCCCAAACGAUCUAUACGCUCUAUGCAUGAAACGGAACGCAACAAUAGUGUAUUCUUUUCUACAUAACCUUUACUCUCACACCUUAAAUAAAGGCAAAUGGUCGGUCUAGAUAUAUUAUGUCUAUGGUUUUAAUUGACCAAUCAAAACAAAAAAAUUUUUUUAUCUUGAUUAAUCAAUCCUUCUAAUGAGGAUAGAUUUUCGAACGCAACUUAAAUGCUCUAGGCGCGCAAUUUAUCAAUUUGAAAAUUGCAGUGUUUUGUUUUCCAGAGAAGAAGGUGUUUGCUACAAAACUACGUAAUUGUAUGUUUAGGGGCCGAAUAAAAAGAAUAAAAAAAGAGUUUUAUUUAUUAUGAAAAGUGCAUGUUAAAGAUGUUUUAUCCAUUUGAAAUACUCACCUCUCCAAGAGCUGACCUAGCUGUUUGUUGGUUUGCUGCAACAAUGAGCGAGAAAUUAUUUAAGAAGCGCUAUAAACAAGUCACUAUAAAUAAGAUAGAUAUUGCAAAAAUUUGUGGAGAGAUUUUGCGAAUAAUAUGUAAUGGAAAUGAUAAAAAUACAAAGCAGAGAUACAGCUUGUAUCUAUCAUCGCAUUUAAUGUAUGGUGUAACAGAACUUCAGUUAUAUCAGACUGAGUAUUUUGAAAAGGAAGUGCUUGAAAUGCAGAAAAAAUAUGAUGUUACAUUGCAGAAGGAAAAAGAAGAUAUUGAUGCAAUAGAGAAUCUUGACAUUCAUCCAUUUGAGUUAUCUUUGAUGAAAGAAAGUGAUCUUCAAUUGGAUGCAAAUUUGCAUCUGCUUCCAGAUCAAAAUCUAGAUCGUGGAUUACACAUGAGAAUGGAGAAUGCAAUAUGUCAAGAUUUUUUUGGGACUUUUACUGUCGAAGAGUUGGACAUGAUGUUUGAGCAUGAUAUGAUACUUAAUCUGGAGAAAGGAUUGCGGAUCGAGAGCGAAGAGAGAGAGUGCACAGAGAUAAUCAAUGAUGUAGAGAUUCCAGAAGUGAAAGAAAUUCAUCAAGAAAAACGCUCUUCUCAAACAAUUGACAGUCCAGUAAUUGUAGAUAUAUCUAAAACAAAAGCUAAAUCCAAAAAAUUAUCUUUGACUCCGCAAAAACGGGUGCCGCAGGAUCAGCCACAAGUGGAAACACCUACAAAAAGGAGACGGCUAUCUUUCAAGGACACAGUGGCUUCGCCUUUUAUAGAAGAUGUAACAGUUGAAAAGAUAAGCGCGGCAAUAUCUCCACAGCAAGUAGAAUCACAAUUGCAACCCUUACAUUCAGAAUUCUUUGUAAUUAAAAAAUCGAAAAAGAUGAUUGAUAAGAAAAUCAGUUUGAAAGAUAAGUCGUUUCGACAGCGACGUCAGAAUGUGAAUUAUAAUUGCAAACCAUCCGAUAUAGUGCAAAUACGUCGCGUAACACCAGCGAAAGUCAUUUUAAAGCAACCUUCGCAUUGGGAUCAUAAGCAAUGGGCAGCCAAUUUAUAUGAUCUUUUUAAGAAACAUACUAUAACUAGAUCAUUCAGAUCGAGUACAGACGAAAAUAUUGUGCCUAUUGAACUGAUGCAAACCGAAGAACCAUUGCGUGCAGGAGAGACAACAAGCAGGCUGAAUCUUCCUACAGAAUUAAGCACACUUGGACGGGACGCUACUGGGAUUACAGCUGAUGGUUCUGCUUUGGGCAGCAUCGCGAACAUUGUCCCAAUGAUGAAUCUUUAUCCCAAUGACCAAGAUUUUGCUCAUGAAGCUUUAGCGAUACCACUACCAGAAAUGAUCAUUUCAGAAACAGGCAUAAAAGAUAUCACUGAGCUCAGGCAAAUAACGGAUAUAAACGAGGCUGACGAAAUAGAAGAUAUAAUCAGUUUAAUGGAGAGACAACAUUUGAAAAAAAAUGAUGACAUUGUGGAAUCUCCUGUUUGCUCAAUUGAAACAUCGCAAGCUGUGUCUUUAACAAGUCAUGACAUUUUGGCUAUGUUAGAGGUUUUAUGGUGCGAUCAGGAAUGUAUUGAGUUUAAUGCCCUCAUAUCCGACACAUAUUCGCCUAAAGAUGUAACUACAGCUUUCUCCAUUCUACUUGUGUUAUAUGCUGAACAAAAGAUAAUUUUGAUGCAGAAAGACUGCCAUGACAUUCUAUGGAUUCGAAAAUACAACAGUGACUUUGAUUAAAUGGUGCAGUAAUGCAAUUAAUAUUGAUAUAUAUAAAAAAUUAAUGAUCGAAAUAAUAUUAGAAAAUUGUUUAAAUAAUUAAUAUAAUUGUUUAUAUAAAUCAAUGUUAAUUGAAUGCUUUUAGCAAAUUUAUAUAUAAAUUAUUUUUAAUAAGUCAAUAAGAAUUUGUUCUUAUUUUUAAUAUUUGGAGCAAAGGAAAAUGUGAAAUAUCCACCUUUUGCUUCUUUUUUAUAUUAACUUUGAUUCUCUAAUAAGCCUUCUCAGUGUUGCUAAUGAUUAUUAUUAGUAUUAUUUAGCAAUAUUUUAAUCAUAUCAAAGACUUUAAAUGUUUUAAUCAAAUAAAAGAAGGUUAAUAUAUUGUCACAUUUUCGUUAUAUUAUAAAUUACGUUAUCAUCAGACUUUUAUUACAUUAUCAUUAUUUAUAUUUAUAAAUAUGUAUUUUUAUAACUAAAAUGUCAUUCCAUUAUUUGUUUGAUUGCUAGUAUGCACAUGUAUGAACUUUAAUAUUCUUUUGAUAUAGAGAGCAGUUUUUUUUUAUUAAACUUAUUUUAAUAAGUAAUAGUUUUAAUAAUAAUUUUUUCCCUUUUGAUAUUUAGUAGAAAAGAAAAAUGUGAAUAUAUUAUCAACAUGUAUUAUCUCAACAUUAUAUGUUUUAUAUUUUAUAUUAAUAUUUUUUGUGACAAUUUGAGAUUAUUGAGAUUAACUGUAAUGCACACUGGAUACUGUA
Molecule: messenger RNA, 3244 nt
Organism: Cataglyphis hispanica
Lineage: Eukaryota; Metazoa; Arthropoda; Insecta; Hymenoptera; Formicidae
Exons: 13
Coding region: 726-2516 (596 amino acids)
Biological process (GO): mitotic sister chromatid cohesion; synaptonemal complex assembly; replication-born double-strand break repair via sister chromatid exchange
Cellular component (GO): synaptonemal complex; cohesin complex
Molecular function (GO): protein binding; chromatin binding
Source: RefSeq, a predicted model, not a curated record